AAAGUGUCAGACCUCAGUGAAAGAGAAAGGAGAGAACAGAGAAAGAAGUGGCAAGAAAAGAAGAAAAAGCUUAGGGAUAAAGCAAGAGCCAGCGUAAUGACCACUCCACCUCGAAGUCGAGACAAUGCAGCACAACAAGGGCCCUCAAGGCAAUACGUUGUUGGACGGAACAAUGUCAGAAGGGGGAGAAGGAGGCUCCAGAACCAGAUUGAAAAACUGGAGGCCACAUUGAAGAGAGAAAUUAGAAAAAUGUACAAAUACAAAAAGAGAGACCAGCGUUUGGCUGGGGAGAACAAAUCCCCUCGGUCUAGGGUGAAUUACCUGCUUCGCAAUCAAAUAGUUAAGGACACAAUUAGAAAAAGAUUGUUAUUGCAGGAAGCCAUAAUUGAAGACAUCAGAAAUAAAUACAAACACACCCGGAAGGAACGAGAGAAACAAAUAAUUGCUAAAACAACAAUAGGAAAGAUUAUCGAGAAAUACAGGCUGCAGAGGGAUGCACAGAAAAUUCUUGGCUUUUCAAAAAAGCGAGGUCAAAGACCAGAUGGAGCGCUGUUGACAUUUGAAAGAAAAGUGAGCAACAGAUUACCUGCUGAAUGCAAAGCAAAAGUAAAAGCAUUCUAUUUGAGAGAUGACGUCAGCCGGAUGACAACGGGACGAAAACAAACUGUCACUCAAAAGAAGACGAAAAAUCAAAAACGUUUGCUAACUGACACGAUGAAAAAUCUGCACCAGAAAUUCCUUUCUGAGCAUCAACAUCGGGUCUCUUACUCGUGUUUCUGCACCUUGAGACCAUUUUGGGUUGUGGUGCCAACAGAAGCUGAUCGAGAAACCUGUCAGUGUAAAACUCAUGAGAACCUACAGUUCAUGGCCAACACUCUAAACAGCCAAGGCAUGUCAGCUACAAAAAAUAUUGAGGAAAUGGUAGAUGCAACCAUGUGCAAUCCAAAAUCCAAACUCUGUGCAUACGGCGAGUGUAAAGACUGUGUUUACACAACACAUAAAAUGCUGAGAGCUCCUGAAAACAUAGAGGUAGGUAUUACCCAGUGGUCUUUGGAAGCCAACAUCCAUAAUGGAGAGGAGCCAGGGAAAAGGUCAACAAUCACUGUCAAGAAAAAUGUGAUGACAACAGAGGAUGGACUUGCAUGUGACUUUCAUGACCGACUGUUCAGAUUUAGAAGGCACAUAUUUAACAUUCGGUGGCAGUAUGGAGCCUAUAGACAACUAAGGGAAAACUUGAGGAGCAAUGAAUGUCUAAUUCAUGUAGAUUUCAGUGAAAAUUACUCCUGUAAGUACUCUAAGGAAAUUCAAUCUGUCCAUUUUGGAGGUUCCCACCAGCAAGCAACCCUGCACACUGGAGUGCUUUACACAGCAGCUGAACUGUCUCCAGUGACUUUCACCACCAUUUCACCUUCCAGACGCCACGAUCCCCAGCCAUCUGGGCCCAUCUUGACCCUGUUUUGGACAUGGUGA
Molecule: messenger RNA, 1470 nt
Organism: Pseudoliparis swirei
Lineage: Eukaryota; Metazoa; Chordata; Actinopteri; Perciformes; Liparidae
Exons: 2
Coding region: 97-1470 (457 amino acids)
Source: RefSeq, a predicted model, not a curated record